Asterias rubens (European starfish) is the source of this 2480-nucleotide messenger RNA. Its product is annotated as ubiquinone/menaquinone biosynthesis C-methyltransferase UbiE-like. The record is from RefSeq and is a predicted model, not a curated record. Lineage: Eukaryota; Metazoa; Echinodermata; Asteroidea; Forcipulatida; Asteriidae. The transcript is spliced from 4 exons. The coding region runs from base 281 to 1372 and encodes 363 amino acids.
GAUCAUGGUCCGGUAAUAGAUCAAACAGCGCUGAUGCGUCGGCACACAUAAAAAUGGGUACACACUUUGAUCGGUCUGCUCAUCUGCUGGUCACAUCUGUGGGCACACUACGUACAGGUGAAACAUGGCAGCCUUGAGACGCCUACUAGGUUAGAUCAUGGUCCGGUAAAAGAUCAAACAGCGCUGAUGCGUCGUCGGCACACAUAAAAAUGGGUACACACUUUGAUCGGUCUGCUCAUCUGCUGGUCACAUCUGUGGGCACACUACGGACAGGUGAAACAUGGCAGCCACAGAGCUCCAGUGUGAAGGGGCCGACCAGGCGUUUUUAAACCGUAUUUCUGAUCAACUUCUGGGAGGUAUAGCGGGUAUUGGUAUUGCCAUGGGUAUGGAGACGGGUUUAUUUGAUGUGCUGAUUACCCUGGGGGAGAAUCCAAACACAAGCCAGCAGAUUGCAGACACGGCUGGGAUGAAAGAAAGAUAUGUGAAAGAGUGGUUGGGAUGCAUGGCUGCUGCUGAUAUUAUUAAGUUCGAUGGGAAAACGGAAACCUACUGGCUCCCGACCAACCGAUCAAACAUCAUGGAACUGAAAGCUGUUGCUUUAACAGCACCCACUUUGUACGGAGGAUUCUUCAAAGUUGCAGAAUGUUUCAGAAAGGAUGGACCAUCAGGUGUACCAUAUAAUGCCUAUCAUAAGUUUGAUGAGCUGAUGGCUUUGACGCAAGGCCCCUUUUUUAGGGAUCAGCUAGUCCAGAAGUUCAUUCCAUCCGUGCCCGAGUUGCACCAACAGCUAAUAACUGGACUGGAGGUGUUGGACAUCGGAUGUGGAGAAGGCAUCUCCACUUUUGCCAUGGCCAGACACUUUCCCAAGAGUAAAUUUUACGGUGUGGAUCUAUCCCAAUCGGCCCUCGCCAAAGCUCGAGAUAAAGAGGAUGAGAUGGGUCUUACUAACGUCGAGUUCAUCAAUGCGGAUAUCACACAAAUGCCCUCUGACUGGACGGACAAGUUUGACUACCUGUUCAUGCAUUUUGUCCUUCAUGAUCUCUCGUACCCCACUAAGGCUCUCCGAGAGAUGCAUCGGGUACUCAAGCCAGGAGGAACACUCUCAGUCGUCGAAAGCAAUACUCAUUCAAACCUCCAAGAAAACUUGGAUAUGCGAGACCGGGAGAAUAUUCUAAUUGAAUAUAUUUAUAGUCUACUGAAUUGUAUGCCAACAUCUCUAUAUCCGGGAGAUGGGGCAGCAGGUUUGGGGGCAAUGUGGGGUCGUGAGAAAGCUAAAGAGUCACUGGAACAGGCCAACUUCCGAGUUGUUAUGGUAACUGAAGCUUAUAAAGAAGGGGUACAUCUAAUGUGUAAGAAACCAAUGACUAGCUAAACGUCUGCUAAUUGGUUUGGGGUUAACUGAAAUGUCCUGUUGGCCCAAUUUCAUAGAGCUGCUUAACAGCAAGUGUUGUGUUACAUAUGUAACUGCGCAGGUUUCCACUGCAUAGCCCUGCUUAUCGUAAGCACACAAAACGACGAGCUAUUUUUCUGGUGCUUACUGUAUGAAAACACUAAUUGUGAACGUGCAAGCUCACCAAGCUGGUCGCCUAAUGCUCUUGCUAAUUUGGGAAAUACACUUAUACUCGGGAGAAGCAUUUGUAAAUAUUUAUGACUUGACCAUUGCUGGCUGACCACCAGAUGGCCAUUGGCAAAAUAUUAUGAACAUUCCUAGGAAUGGUGAGCAGUGGUCAAGGUUUCAAUGUAUCAAUGUUUUAUUUGACCCUGCUUGUCCACAUUUGCAGUACUGAUAAUACACCUGUACAUACUGUACAUGCAAGUACUUCAGUAAUGCCAUCAAUGUACACUCACAUAAAUGAAUAAAUUUAAAUAAAAACGAAUACAACUCAAUUAUGAAGUAAUUUCACCUUUUGUCCACUCUUAGUGAAGCAGUGAGUGUUAACGAUAUAGCGUACCGGACUUGAUCACUGGCGUUUCUAAUCAACAGAGUGAGGGUUUGAGUCCAGGUGUUGAGACUUUUGUCCCUGCAAGACACUUAAAAAACAGGGGCUCAAAGGUCAGAUGUAAUUUUGCUAUGUACUUGUCUCCAAAUAUUAAUAGUCUUUUUGAAAGUGGAAAGACAAUUUUAAAGUCUCUACUUAAACCCAAAAUGGUGUAAAACAUAUUGAAUUUUAUAAUCCUUCUCGUGUGAAAUUUGUUGUAAAAAAAUCAUCCACAUUUCAAACACAUGGGUCUGUAUUUGGUAAGGGGAAUUUUCUGUACUUUCCAGUAUUUCCAAGAUUAUUCCUUUAGAACAGCAAUGAAUUUGAACUUUUGACUGACAACAAAUUCCUCUUUGGAAUGUGCAGACCCAUUUGUUUUUGACAUUCCACGGAUUCAUGUUUCAAAUUGAGCUCUGAAAGAGUUAGGUAUAUAAAAGAAAAGGGCAUAACAAAACAUUUCAAUGUGAGGUAAACAAGACUUGUAUUUUUUUUUUAAGCCAU